This is a messenger RNA of Vigna radiata var. radiata (mung bean), 878 nucleotides long. Its product is annotated as pectinesterase inhibitor 7. The record is from RefSeq and is a predicted model, not a curated record. Gene Ontology annotation, biological process: negative regulation of catalytic activity. Bases 123 to 752 code for a protein of 209 amino acids. NCBI's taxonomy places the organism in Eukaryota, Viridiplantae, Streptophyta, Magnoliopsida, Fabales, Fabaceae. Gene Ontology annotation, molecular function: enzyme inhibitor activity. The transcript has a single exon.
CUGAGUUCAAUUGGCCCAAGAAAUCCAACUCCUACAUAAACCCUCUUCCACGCAUUCAUUCGUGCAUACAUAUUCCAAUUCCAUUCUCGACACAUAACACAACUCAAUAAGUUCCCCCCAAAAUGACACGUCAUUUCCUCCUCCUUUCUCUGUUAUUCUUUGCGUCCACACUCUCUCGUCUCGUCCUAACUGUCACCGCCGGUCACGCUUCCGCUUUCACUUCCAGUCACGCUUCUGGUGACACCGACUUCAUUCGCCAAAGCUGCAACGCAACGUUGUACCCUGACCUAUGCUUCUCCUCGCUCUCUCGCUACGCCGCCGCGGUGCAACGUAGCCCCGGCGGCCUCGCGCGCGUGGCCGUUGCCGUGGCGCUUGCUAAGGCGCACGGCGUAGCGGCCUAUCUCUCGCACCAGACCGCUGCGGUGAUCGACGAGGAUUCCGGCGCAGGUGCCAGCGCCGCCGUGAACGACUGCUUCGCGAACCUGGAGGACGCUGUGGACGAGAUCCGCGGCUCGUUGAAGCAGAUGCGGCGACUGAGACCGAACGAGGACUCCGGUUCGGUCCGGUUCGGGGUGAGCAACGUGCUGACGUGGAUGAGCGCGGCGCUGACGGACGAGGAAACGUGCACGGACGGGUUCGAGGGCGUAGAAGAAGGUCCCGUGAAGACGAGCGUAUGCGAUCGCGUAACCAGAGUGAAGAAGUUCACAAGCAAUGCUUUGGCGCUGGUGAACGGUUUCGCUAAUAAGUUAUAAUAUGCGCACAGUUGAAAACGAAUAGUCUCUGUCGUUUUUGUUGUUUACUUUGCCUUUUGGUUUUGUGUGUGAAUGCUUACUAGUCUUAUCUUUCAAAUAUAGUAAUUUAGUUUUAUAAUUUUUGCA